AUGAGUAACAUACUAGGCGGAGCUCUUAAGGUUUACUCAAGGAAUAAACGAAGAAUAGAUCCUCAUUUAGCAAUUUUAGGAUUAUGUCUAACAGCCAAAUUUUUCUUCAGAAGAGCAAAAGCUAUUAUUUCAACUUUAAGUUUACAAUAAGUAGAUGUUGCAAAUAGGUAUGGGAAGGGAUCAUAUGCACUAAUAACAGGAGGAGCUGGAGGCAUUGGAAGAGAAUUUGCUUUAGAUUUAGCAAGGAAGGGAUUCAAUUUAAUAAUUGUAGAUUUCAAUUAGGCUGGUUUGGAUUCAAUAUAAUAGGAUGUAAAAUAAAUAAAGAGUGACUUGAUGGUGAAAACCUUAUUGAUUGAUUUCAGCAAAGGUGACAAUGCAGAAUUCUUUAAGAAAUUCUAAUAAGAAAUCUCUAAGUUAGACAUUUCAAUAUUAAUUAACAAUGUUGGAACAAACAAAGGUUGUUUUGGAAUAUUCGAUAGACUGCCUAUGAAAAAUAUUAUAGAAGGUUUUAACAUUAACUUUGUUGCACCAAUUAUGGUAACAUAGGCAGUGAUCAAUCAAAUGUUAUUAAGGAAUAAAUACUAAUCUUUAAUUUUGAAUUUGGGUUCUGCUUCAUAAAAUUAUCCAUUCCCAUAUUUUUUUGGUUAUGGAUCAUCUAAAGUUGGAAUGGCAAGUUUUUUUGAUGCUUUGGCAUUAGAACUAAGGAACAAUAAGAAUAUUGAUAUCUUAACUUUAAAACCCUAAUAUGUAAGCACUGCUAUGAUAGGACAUUAAAAAGGAUUGCUUAUUAUAUCACCUCAAAAGCUAGUUCAAUCCACAUGGAAGUAUGUUGGUAGGACUAAUGAAAUUACUCCAAAUUGCAUUCACUAAUUCUAAGUAUAUAUAGAAAGCUCUUUGCCAAAAUUUUUGAGAAAUUUUACGAAGAUGAUGUCACACAGAAAAGGGGCUGAAGCAGUAACUUAGAGAUAAGAAUGA
Messenger RNA from Paramecium tetraurelia, 975 nucleotides. RefSeq lists its product as uncharacterized. The record is from RefSeq and is a predicted model, not a curated record. Gene Ontology annotation, molecular function: oxidoreductase activity. Lineage: Eukaryota; Ciliophora; Oligohymenophorea; Peniculida; Parameciidae. The transcript has 2 exons.